This is a messenger RNA of Cicer arietinum (chickpea), 1937 nucleotides long. Its product is annotated as cytoplasmic tRNA 2-thiolation protein 2. Gene Ontology annotation, cellular component: cytosol. Gene Ontology annotation, molecular function: sulfurtransferase activity; tRNA binding. Lineage: Eukaryota; Viridiplantae; Streptophyta; Magnoliopsida; Fabales; Fabaceae. The record is from RefSeq and is a predicted model, not a curated record. Gene Ontology annotation, biological process: tRNA wobble position uridine thiolation.
UAACUCUAUUCUAAUAAUAAUGAAAUAAUUCGCAAAAUUUGAAAUUUAGAAAACCCUGAAACCCUAACUAGCCAAGUGACCGUAAUCACUGAUCGACGUCGAUGGCGUGCAAUGGCGCCGGCGGGUGUCAAUCCGGUUGCUACAAAGACGAAGAACCGACAUCCGACCAACCAACUGCGUCUUCAGAAACCGAUUCAAGGAGCUCUAGCAAUCUCUGCAUCAAGUGCAAACUAAACGACGCCAUUUCUGGCUACGGCGGAAUCGAUGAUGGUCGUUUCUGCGCCGAUUGCUUCAAGAGCAACUUGUUCGGAAAGUUUCGCUUCGCCGUCACAUCGAACGCUAUGAUCUCUCCCACUGAUAAGGUCCUCGUUGCCUUCUCUGGUGGUCCUUCCUCUAGGGUAGCUUUGCAAUUUGUGCAUGACAUGCAAGAGAGGGCUCAUAAGAACUUUGAAGCUAGUAGAGAUAGGUCAUUGCCUGUGUUUGGUGUUGGAGUUGUGUUUAUUGAUGAGACUGCUGUUUUGCCGAUUCCUUCUCAUGAAAUGGAAGAGGCCGUUGAAGUUAUUAAUUUGAUUGUUUCGAGUUUAUCCCCACCGAGAAAGGAGUUGCAUCUUGUUCCUAUUGAGACUGUUUACUCGUCGGAUUCUACUGAUGGAAAGGAGAGGUUAAUUGAGCUGAUGAAUGCAGUUAGUGAUCCCACUGGUAGGGAGGAUAUGCUGCUUUGUCUGCGCAUGUUGGCCUUGCAAAAGGUUGCUUCUGAAUUUGGGUAUAACAGGAUUGUUCUAGGUUCGUGCAUUUCUAGGAUUGCUGCUCACGUCGUUUCAGCAACUGUGAAGGGUCAAGGAUAUUCAUUACCUGCUGAUAUACAGUAUGUUGAUGCUAGAUGGGAAAUCCCAGUUGUGCUUCCUCUGCGUGAUUGUUUUGCCCAAGAGAUCAACAUGUUUUGCUGGCUUGAUAGUCUAAAGACUAUUAAACUGUCUACAGGUCCGAGUUCUAGCAUUAAUAGCUUGGUCUCAUCUUUUGUGGCAUUAUUGCAGGAAGAGAACCCAUCUCGAGAGAGCACAAUUGUAAGAACAGCCGGGAAACUUAUUCCCUUUCAUUUCAACAGGAUUCCUGAGAUCGUUGAUGGCAAUGUUCCGUUGGCAACUCGAAGACGCCAAAAGAGAUAUAAUCUCAAAUCUAAUGAAUCUGUUUCCUCAGAAUCUUUCUGUCUUCUCUGCAAUAGCCCACUUGACAAAAGUGAGAUUGUUGAUUGGAGCAAUCACAAAAACUGCAAAAAUAGUGACACUUUUUAUACUUCUUGCUGUUCAAGUUGUCAGUUUCAGAUACUCCCACCAGAUUCCACUUCAAUGGAGAAAUUUUAUAUGCAUUUGCCUCAUUCAGUGGUUUCUCGGGCAAACCAAGCCAACAAUGGCAAUUUGAAGGCGCUAAGGGAACAAAUACAAGAUUGCUUGCUUUCAGACGGUGAAGAAGAAACUUAACUUGUCUGCACCGAGACUCUCAGCUAAAAGGAUACAUCCUGGUUGUAGUCAAUUUACAGUUUGUGUUUGAGUGACUUAUGAGAAGGUGUUUCUUUUGGCCUCUUGCAAAACCAAAAGUGUCUCGGAGUUUAACCAAUUAGAUUCAUUGGCUUCCUUAGGAUCUUGGUGGUGUUGAUUUUCUGGCAUAACAAUUGUGAGCAUAUUUAAAGAAGUAUUGCUUAACUGGUUUUUUCUAUCGGUUGUAUUUUAUGGGAAGUGUUGGACCACAACAAAGAAAAGAGUAAUUAUUUUGCAAUUUGUGCCUAGUAUGAAAUUAGUUUUUUUUAAUCUCAUGUAGAUGUUUCAUGUCUGCAGAUGAAGCAUGCAUUCUUGAUUGUCAAUUUAUCUGCUUCUGUAGUAUUUUAAAUUGUUUACAACAGAAGCCAUUGUUGUCAGUUGAAGCCAUUGACAUUAAAUAAA